Messenger RNA from Gordionus sp. m RMFG-2023, 780 nucleotides. RefSeq lists its product as uncharacterized. Bases 103 to 417 code for a protein of 104 amino acids. NCBI's taxonomy places the organism in Eukaryota, Metazoa, Nematomorpha, Gordioida, Chordodea, Parachordodidae. The record is from RefSeq and is a predicted model, not a curated record. The transcript is spliced from 4 exons.
GAAGCCAUAAAACUGUAUGGAAAUGGUAUCUCAUCAAGAAAAGUUUCAUCUAAUACAGGUAUACCUACAACAAAUUUUUUGAGAUAUUAUAAAAAAUAUAAAAUGGCUGGCACUAUGCCCAAGAUAGGCCAAGAUAAUAAACAAAAAAUUUUUGAUAUUGAUGAAGAAAAUAAAAUUGUUGAAUAUCUUAUUUCAUGUAGUAAAACGUUUUAUGGUUUAUCUGUUAAAAAGAUAAAGAUUCAAGCAUAUUAUCAUGCUAUUCAAUUAAACAAAAAAAUACCCAAAUCAUGGACAAUUAAUAAAAUGGCCGGUGAAGAAUGGUUUUCUUCAUUUAUGAGAAGAAAUCCAAGAUUAUCUCUAAGAUCGCCUGAGGCCACUAGUUUAGUUCGAGAUGAAUACUGGAUCAACAUGAAUUAAGACCUAUGUCAAUUUAUAAUAUAGACGAAACAGGCCUGACAACUGUGCAAAACCCAUCAAAAAUUGUUGCGCAGAAGGGUCAGAAACAAGUUGGAGCCAUCACUUCUGCAGAGCGAGGCACUUUAUUAACAAUGGCGCUGGCUGUUAACGCUUUAGGGAAUUAUAUUCCCCCCAUGUUUAUUUUUCCACGUAAAAAAUUUUAUAAUCAUUUUAUAAGAGACGGUCCUCAGGGAUGUAUUGGUGCCAACGGAUCUGGAUGGAUGCAAGAAGAUGAAUUUCUUACUUUUUUAUAUCACAUUGUUUAUAAUACCAGAUGUAGCCAGAAAUUUAAAAUUUUGGAUAAUCACAUAUCCCAUCAAUCAU